AUGGGCGGGGCCAGCACCGCCUCCGCCUUCCCCCUCUCCCGCCCACCCCCGGCGCCUGCUGUGGGCUCGCAGGAUCGCAGGGCUCACAGCUGGCAGCCUGGCAUCAAGAACCCAUACCGUGGGGUGGUGGUGUGGCCUGUUCCUGAGAACGUGGAGAUCACUGUGACGCUCUUCAAGGAUCCCCACGCUGAAGAGUUUGAAGACAAGGAGUGGACGUUCGUCAUCGAGAACGAAUCUCCCUCGGGCCGCAGGAAAGCUCUGGCCACCAGCAGCAUCAACAUGAAGCAGUAUGCCAGCCCGAUGCCCACCCAGACAGAUGUCAGGCUGAAAUUCAAGCCCUUGUCUAAGAAAGUGGUGUCUGCCACCCUGCAGUUCUCCUUGUCCUGCAUUUUCCUGAGGGAAGGCAAAGCGACGGAUGAAGACAUGCAAAGCCUGGCUAGCUUGAUGAGUAUGAAACAAGCUGAUAUUGGGAAUCUGGAUGAUUUUGAGGAAGACAAUGAAGAAGAUGAAGAAAACAGAGUGAACCAAGAAGAAAAGGCUGCAAAAAUCACAGAAAUUGUAAACCAGUUGAAUGCUCUGAGCAGCUUAGAUGAAGAUGGAGAUGACUGCCUAAGGCCAGCAAAUAUGCCUUCAGCUAAAUCAGCCACUUCCUCGGAAGAGCUUAUCAAUAAGCUUAACUUUCUGGAGGAAGAGGAGCGAGACUUGGCCAACUCCAGCAUGAAUCCCUUUGGGGAUCCUGACACAGGAGAGUUCAAUCCCUUUGGAGACCCUGAUGUGGAAGAAGCAGACAUUGAGGAAGCCUCCUCUUCCAAGCCAGAAGAAAGGUUGUGUGGUGACCAUUACAAUCCCUUCAAGGAUGAAGAUGCCCCAGAGUACUUGAACCCCUUCGAGGAGCCAGACCCUGAGCCCGAGGCCUUGGGGACUGCAAGAGACUCUCCUCCUCAGCCUGCCAAAAGGAAGAACGUCAGACCAGUGGAUAUGAGCAAAUACCUCUAUGCAGAUACCUCUAAAGCUGAGGAGGAAGAGCUAGAUGAAUCAAACCCGUUUUAUGAACCCAAACCAAGCCCUGCUUUCAUUAAAGCUGCUCCACUGCAAGAACCAGAGAAGAAGAUGAAGAGGAAGGCUCCUGACCCACCACAGCUCUUGCCAAAGACAGAGCCAGUGAGCGAGGGCACGGCGGCUGCUCCUGCGCCGAGGGACCUGUCUUCAUCUCCUAAGCCAAGCCCAAUACCAAGUCCUGUGCUGGGGAAGAAGCCAAACGCUAGUCAGUCACUGCUGGUGUGGUGCAAAGAAGUCACCAAAAACUAUAGGGGAGUGAAAAUCACCAAUUUUACCACCUCGUGGAGAAAUGGUUUAUCCUUUUGUGCAAUACUGCAUCACUUUAGACCAGACCUGAUUGACUACAAGUCCCUGAAUCCUCAAGAUAUUAAAGAGAACAACAAAAAGGCGUACGAUGGGUUCGCCAGCUUGGGAAUCUCGCGGCUGCUGGAGCCCUCCGACAUGGUGCUGCUGGCCAUCCCCGACAAGCUCACCGUCAUGACCUAUCUCUACCAAAUCAGGGCACACUUCUGUGGCCAGGAGUUAAACGUGGUCCAGAUCGAGGAGAACAGCAGUAAAAGCACCUACAAAGUGGGUAACUACGAGACGGACCCCAACAGUUCUGUCGACCAGGAGAAGUUCUACGCUGAGCUGAGCGACCUGAAGCGGGAGCCGGAGCUGCACCCCCCGGACGGUGCCUUGGCAGACUUUGCUUCCCAGGACGACUCCGUCUUUGUCAACGACAGCGGCGUGGGCGAGUCCGAGAGCGAGCAUCAGACUCCUGACGACCACCUGAGCCCCAGCACGGCCUCCCCUUCCUCCCGCAGGACUCGGAGCGACACCGAUCCGCAGAAGUCGCAGCAGAGCUCCGGCAGGACCUCUGCCUCUGAGGACGCGGGGAAGGGGAGCGGCGCCGACACGGCGCAAGCACAGCCGGCGCCGGCCAGGAAGAAACUGCUGAUAGCUGACGCGUGGGACCUGAGUGACCUGGCACACGUCAGUGAUCAGAAAGAGGAUGGGUCUCCCACAGUCCCUCGUGAAGAGAAUGACAAGAAGAGGCACCAGAGCUCGGACAGCACCGGGGGCUUCUCGGAGCAGGAACAGCUGAGCCGCCUGGGAGCUGCAGAGAGCACAAGAGCAGAGCCUGCCUCACCUGUCCCAAAGCCCAGUCCAUCUCCCACUUCUCAGCUUGGAUACUCCUAUAAUAAGGACAUGGACCUUGCAAGGAAGCCCCCUGCUUCUCCGAGGCAAGCAGAGUCUGACUCUGACAGCGAGGCCAGGACGGCUCUCUGUCACGCGGAUCAGACUGCAAAAACAGCCCAGCAACGAAUGUUGUCAAGACAGGAGGAGCUCAAGGAGCGAGCGAGAGUCCUGCUGGAGCAAGCAAGAAGAGAUGCAGCUCUGAAGGCAGGGAGCAAGCAGCUGAGCAAUGCCAUCGCCCCAGCCCGUGGCAAGCAGCUGAACGAUCAAGAUGAAGAGCGGCGUCGGCAGCUGAGAGAGAGAGCUCGUCAGCUAAUAGCAGAAGCUCGAUCUGGAGUGAAGAUGUCAGAACUUCCUAGCUACGGGGAGACGGCUGCAGAAAAGUUGAAAGAAAGGUCAAAGGCAUCUGGAGAUGAGGAUGAGGAGGAUGAUAAUAUUGAGAUAGAUACUAACGAGGAGGCUCCUGAAUGCUCUGUUGCUGGAGGUGGAGAUGAGCUUACUAACCUAGAAAAUGACCUUGAUUCCAUGGAACAAAACAGUAAGUUGGUGGAUUUGAAGCUGAAGAAGCUCCUAGAAGCUCAGCCACAGGUGGCAAAUUCACUCUCCAGCGCUGCUCAGAAAGCUGUAACUGAUAGCGCAGAGCAAGAUGUUAAGAAUGGAGCCGAGGAGCAGCGUGCUGAGCGAUUACAAAAAGCAGCGGACCGGUUUCGCAGCCCCGUUGUGUUCGGCAAGGACUCUGCCGUCAGGAAAACCCAGCUCCAGUCCUUCAGUCAGUACGUGGAGAGCAGACCAGAGAUGAAAAGGCAGAGAUCAAUCCAGGAAGAUACAAAGAGAGGAAAUGAGGAGAAGGCUGCGAUAACUGAGACUCAGAGGAAGCCAUCAGAAGAUGAAGUGCUUAAUAAAGGGUUCAAAGACACCAGUCAGUAUGUUGUAGGAGAAUUGGCAGCACUAGAGAAUGAGCAAAAGCAAAUUGACACCCGUGCCGCGCUGGUGGAGAAGCGCCUUCGCUAUCUCAUGGACACAGGAAGGAACACAGAAGAAGAAGAAGCUAUGAUGCAGGAGUGGUUCAUGCUGGUUAAUAAGAAGAAUGCCUUAAUAAGACGGAUGAACCAGCUCUCCCUGCUGGAAAAAGAACAUGACCUGGAAAGGCGCUACGAGCUGCUCAACCGGGAGCUGAGAGCCAUGCUGGCUAUCGAAGACUGGCAGAAGACUGAGGCGCAGAAGAGGCGGGAGCAGCUUCUGCUGGACGAACUCGUUAUUCUCGUUAACAAACGGGACGCGCUGGUCAGGGACCUGGACGCCCAGGAGAAGCAGGCCGAAGAAGAGGAUGAGCAUUUGGAGAGGACCCUCGAGCAAAACAAAGGCAAGAUGGCCAAGAAGGAAGAGAAAUGUGUCCUCCAGUGA
Messenger RNA from Indicator indicator, 3642 nucleotides. RefSeq names its product EH domain binding protein 1 (gene EHBP1). The record is from RefSeq and is a predicted model, not a curated record. Gene Ontology annotation, molecular function: protein binding. NCBI's taxonomy places the organism in Eukaryota, Metazoa, Chordata, Aves, Piciformes, Indicatoridae. Bases 1 to 3642 code for a protein of 1213 amino acids. The transcript is spliced from 23 exons.